Molecule: messenger RNA, 741 nt
Organism: Trypanosoma conorhini
Lineage: Eukaryota; Euglenozoa; Kinetoplastea; Trypanosomatida; Trypanosomatidae
Product: D-isomer specific 2-hydroxyacid dehydrogenase-protein
Exons: 1
Coding region: 1-741 (246 amino acids)
Molecular function (GO): NAD binding
Source: RefSeq, a predicted model, not a curated record
AUGGCACGGCGACAUGGGCAGGCCGCCGCCCGCCUUGCCACCGUGUUCGGGAUGGAGGUGACAGGUGUCAGGCGUUCCGCACCCUCCGAGAAGGUGGACAAGUACGGCGCGCUUGUGGUGUCCGGUGACGCCGAGCGGGACCGCGUGAUCCGCGAGUCCGACUUCUUGGUCAAUACCCUCCCAGGGACGGAGGAGACAAAGCAGUUCUUCAACAAGGAGCGCUUUGCCAUGAUGAAGCCGAGUGCAAUCUACAUCAACAUUGGCCGCGGCAUCACGACGAAAGGGGAGGACCUCGCGCUUGCGCUGCGGGACGGCGUCAUCCGUGGUGCCGCUGUGGACGUCUUCGAGCAGGAGCCGCUCUCCUCCGCCUCCUCGCUGUGGGACAUCAGCGAUGACAAGAUCCUUCAAUCGUAUAUAGUAGCUGCACCGCGUGUAUCUCUGUGCGUAAUGCGCGUUCUUUUGUUGCGUGGAAUUAUUUUUAUUUUGGUAACGGAAAGUAUAUCGUGGGUUGCUUGCUUAAUAUUUUGUGAUUUCCUAAAUUUUUGCCUCAAUUUUUGUUGCUUGCGCGUAUUGGACACAUUUUUUUUGUACUACUACCAUUUUUUUUCCGUUUUUGUAAUGGAAUGUUUUUAUUUUCUGAGUGGAAUUUGGUGUUUGUUCUGCGUGUAUUAUUUGAGUGCCUGUAUAUUUUUUUCCUCUUUUUUUUACAGGUUUAAUUGCAUUUUUCACGAACUUUCUUAA